CAAUUUUAGCAUUCAAUGAAACUAAUUAGUAAACAGAGCGCUUAAAAUUGUGACCAAUCACAGCCGAGUAGGCGUACCUAGAGGCGGGCCGGAAGUGGAGUUAAAAAAAGAAAAAUUUGUGUCGAAAGCAGAAAGUCCACGAAGGAGGUGCAAGCUGAAUAGCUAGCUUUAUGUGCGGCCAUGGUGUGUAGCUGCUCUAUAGGAGUCCACAACUCAAUACAAAGCGACGAACAGGAUCACAAUAUUUCCCCUUUAAGAAUUGCUUGUUUGUUUCGCUAGUGCGCGCAAUGCUACGUGGGUAAUGUAGUGUGAAGCAAGUGGAGUACUUCAUGUGUACUUCCGCUUCAACUUAUGACCUCGUUCAAGCAUUUUGGAUAGAAGAAAUGACUUCAGAACUUAUCAGACCUGUGAACUGUGAAUAUGGUAUUGCGGGUCCGCGGGAUGCCAGGGACGUUAGCAGAAGAAGAAGAAAAAGACGUUUCAAAACAACCCCAACCCAAACCGGCGACCCCAUUUUCAGCCCCUGUUCUCCUGAAAUAUGUUUUUACAGUCCGCUGUGUGAGAGACAUGAUCUUCACUUGCCAUCUCCUGGUCUCCUGCGGUUCCACCCGUCACAGACCGCUCCUGUUGCUCCGCUCCGGGAGGUCCUGGUGGCUCCGAGCGUUGAGUAGCAGACCUCAGCUCAGCAUCAGCCUGCGAGAGAGCUACCAACUGCUGCAGCUGCCCAUCGGCGAGCCAGUUAGCACCGUGCGUGUCAAGGAGUCCUACCUGCGCCUGGCCAAGCUUUAUCACCCUGACUCUGGUGCUCCUACUGCCGAUGCGGCCCUGUUCGCCCGGGUCGAGGAGGCCUAUCGCUCUGUUCUGGCUCACCGGAGCGAGGCGGCGAAGGAUGCAGACCAGGAGGAUGAGGACAAGCGGGCAGGCGUGGCCCCCCAGCAUAGACACUACCUCAGCUACGAGGGCGUAGGCUCAGGCACCCCCAGUCAACGCCAACGCCAGUACCGGCAGUUCCGUGUGGAUCGGGCAUCCGAGCAGGUCCUGGACUACCGGCAAAGGGAGCACGAGAAGGCGGCGGCUGCGGAGGGGGCGCUGGUGGAGCGGGACAUGCGUCAGCGCAGCAGGAAGAUCCAAAUCACCCAAGCGGUGGAGCGGCUGGUGGAGGACCUGAUCCAGGAGUCCAUGGCACGUGGGGACUUCCGCAAUCUGAGCGGCGCCGGGAAGCCUCUCAACAAGUUUGAGCACAACCCCUACGCCGACCCCAUGACCCACAACCUCAACCGCAUCCUCAUCGACAACGGCUACCAGCCACCCUGGGUGGUGACGCAGCGUGACAUCCGUCAGGCCGCCGCGCACAUCCGCAGCGCUUUACUGGAGGGCAGGGUCCAGAUGGGGGAAGCCAUGGACCCGUCGGAGCGUGGCCGAUGGCAGGAGCUGUGUACCGGUGCCGAGGAGGAGCUGGCCAAGCUGAACAAGAUGGUGGACAACUACAACCUGAUUGUGCCCAUGCUCCAUAUGCAAAUGGUGCACUUUAGCUUAUCGCGGGAGUUGGAACGUGCCGAGAUGGCGGCCGGCCAACGCCGACUGGAGCAGCGGAGGGAACGGGAGAGGAGGAAGGAGGAGAGGAAAAGAGCCAACGCUGCCAAAGCACAGUCUGCAGACACAAAACCGGGCCUGAUGUCUUGGAUGCAAAGCUGGUUGAGAUGAAU
Molecule: messenger RNA, 1706 nt
Organism: Doryrhamphus excisus (bluestripe pipefish)
Lineage: Eukaryota; Metazoa; Chordata; Actinopteri; Syngnathiformes; Syngnathidae
Gene: dnajc28
Product: DnaJ (Hsp40) homolog, subfamily C, member 28
Source: RefSeq, a predicted model, not a curated record